Messenger RNA from Esox lucius (northern pike), 5079 nucleotides. RefSeq lists its product as uncharacterized. Lineage: Eukaryota; Metazoa; Chordata; Actinopteri; Esociformes; Esocidae. Gene Ontology annotation, molecular function: protein kinase binding; cyclin-dependent protein serine/threonine kinase activator activity. The record is from RefSeq and is a predicted model, not a curated record. Gene Ontology annotation, biological process: brain development; positive regulation of cyclin-dependent protein serine/threonine kinase activity; activation of protein kinase activity. Bases 828 to 1811 code for a protein of 327 amino acids. Gene Ontology annotation, cellular component: cytoplasm; protein kinase 5 complex. The transcript is spliced from 2 exons.
GCCGCCUCGCGCCACACGGUGCGCUCAGUAGUUUACGAGACCGAUCUGCGGGGCUGACACCGGGUGUUGUUCCCCUGCCAAUAUUAUCUUCCUCUUCAUCAGAUAGAAGCAGAUUAAGCUUCCCCGACUUGUCGCUUGUUCCGCGUUAGAUUAUAAUCCAAAAGGCAUAUAAAAGUGGAUUGUGGAUAUACUUUAUUUACAUUAACUUCGGCUAAAGUGUUGUAUUCCAAAAUGGAAUGCAUCGAAAGAACAGUAAGGUCAGCUAUCUGAGAGGACUGACCAGGAUUAGCUAACUCUAUUUCUCAAAACGGAGAAGCCUUUUGGAUUUAUGCGUCUGUUUGCAGCUAUUACUCCGCGCGAAGUGCCCCGGACACCUGCAGACGACUUGACCAAAACGGUCUGCUUCUACGCACUUCCCUACUGAAUAAAAAAGCGCUCAGAAGCGCUUCAUAACCCGAAUCAAUCUGUUUCGAAGUUAUCUGAACAGUUAUCAAUGGUACCUUCACACAGACGAUCCAUUUGUGGCCCUUGGCUGUUCAGAUUUGUAAAUCUCGGACUGCAACGACUAGGAUAUGGACAAUCAGUUGACACCGACACGGGACAUCUAGAUAGUGGCAGGGUCACCGUUGGCAUUUAAAUGGUGUCAACAUCAACUGAAAAGUUUCAAAGUUCAACUAAACCUCGAUAGAUGCCAGUCAUCUCUUCACCAUCUUCGGUGCCUGGAUUGUAAGCGCUGAAACGGGAGAGAGCGGUGCCUCCAGCCCGCCCCUGUCCAAAGUCAAACGCACAUAUUCAGCGCAGUCCAUUCUUCAUUGCACUGACUCACCAUGGGCACUGUACUAUCCCUGUCGCCUUCGUCCAGGAAAAACGGCUACUACGACAACCGUCCCGGUUCGCUCAACCACUACCCGAGCCUGAGUAGCCGUUCGCUCAACACCCAGAAGGACCGCGGCCUGAAACGGGGCCAGUCCUUCUUCCUGCCAGCUCUCACCUGGAAGCGACUGGUGGCCUCCACAAAGAAACGUGGGGUCUCCAAGAAAUGUCCCGUGGGUCCGGAGUCGCUCGGGGACCCACUCAACAACAACAACAACCUCUACCAGAAGGAUCCGGUCCUACACCUGAACCGAGAGAAUGUCAAGAAGUCCCUGUCGUGCGCCAACCUGUCCAGCUACGACGUGCCGGGCGGGCCGGGCCUGGGCAUCGGCUUCGGCCAGGGACUCUACGGUUACAAUGUGGGCGUGAGGAGCCAGCAGCUCUCCUCCGUCAAGAAGGCACCGCCCCAGGGAACGGGCGCCGCGUCCCCCAAGCGUGUCAUCGUCCAGGCGUCCACCAGCGAGCUCCUCCGCUGCCUGGGCGAGUUCCUCUGUGGCCGCUGCUACCGGCUGAAGCAUCUCUCCCCGGCCGACCCGGUGCUGUGGCUGCGCGCGGUGGACCGCUCCCUGCUGCUCCAGGGCUGGCAGGACCAGGCCUUCGUCACGCCGGCCAACGUGGUGUUCGUCUACAUGCUGUGCCGGGACGUGGUGGAUGGCGACCUGGUGUCGUCGGAACACGAGCUGCAGGCCACAUUGCUCACCUGCCUCUACCUGUCCUACUCGUACAUGGGCAACGAGAUCUCGUACCCGCUGAAGCCCUUCCUGGUGGAGGCUGGCAAGGAGGCCUUCUGGGACCGGUGCCUGGCCAUCAUCGACACCACCAGCGGCAAGAUGCUGCGGAUCAACGCCGACCCGCACUUCUUCACGCAGGUGUUUGCCGAGCUGAAGAGCGAGGGAGGCUGCGGCCCGCAGGACUACAACCGCGUUCUGGACCGGUGAGAGGAGGCGCAGAGGGAGAACACCCCUCCUUUUUCCCGUCCCUUGUUCUUCUCCCUCCACCUCUCUGACAGACAUUUCUAACCCCGCCCCCAUUAUUUACAUCCAACAAUGUAAAAAGGGGUGGGAUGUGGGGUCUCCAACGCUGCCCUGUCAUGGCGGUGGUUUGUACGGUGGCUGAAAAGGAUCAAUCCAUUAACCACUUGUCCCACCCCUCCCCUCAUCCCACGUUGUGUUAUGGUAUAUUCCUAGACCCAGCCCUGAGCCAAUGACACGGCAUGUGUCGACAAUGGGUUGUUCUCAACACGAACCCUGUCUAUUCUGCAGAACAUUUGCCUGAUUUUACUUGAAUGGUGGAGCCUGUCAUUCCUGACCCGGCACCCACCUCUUGACCCCACCCCCCGCAUCUCAAUUGUCACUACAGGUGGGGAACAAAAACUCAGCUGUCCUGAAUCUAUGACACUCCCCCCCCGUCUACCUAAGUCUGGGAUUCGUACUUGGAUCCAAUAAUGUUGUCACAGCCGUUUUAUCAUCACAACAAGAUAGAGAACUGGGUGGUGAGAUGGUUCAGAUGGACAUUGAUUGGUUGCGCCAGAGUUAAACCAACAACAUUGUUCCAUAGAAUGUCCCGUUGACAUUUUGUCUGCCUUCAGACGGACAUUAUUGUGUCGUAAAUCCCUUCGGUCAGCAACGGGGAUGGAGAGGGAGCAGCUGAAGCCCAUGUGUCAUUCUGAGGACCCUCCUGCCGUGGGCUCAGUCACCCAGAAAACAAAACAAAUGCUUUUGUUUUUGCUGGGGGCCUUUUGACGUCCCAGGGGCCGAGGGCCCGCUGACCGCUGGGAACAGCCACUGCGCCCUAAAUGCCUGACCCUAACCCUGAAUCCCAGGCAGAAGUAGCGCAGGACCGUCCAUGUCUCUCUGGGUGUGCUGUCAUCCAAGGUGAAAUCGGAGUCUGUCACUGUUUUCAUGUGUUGUGUGGUGGGCAUGAGCCCGGGUCAGGGGUGAUCAGCUGUUGACCCCGCCAGCCCAUUGUCUCCUGGCUGUCGUCGGGGCGACUGUCGUCAGGGCGGCUGCCCGCUGUUGCUGUGGCAUUAGUGAGAUUAGGAGAUUAGCCCCGCCCUCGUUCUCACUCAAGCCCCUCCCCCCCCAUCCGCUUCUGUCCUGCUGGGCGAUGCAGCUCUGGAGGUGCAGUCACUGGCUAAUCCUGGCUGGCCUGGGUUUUAUCCGCACGCACGCGCACACACACGCACACGCUCAGACACUUCAAUACCUUUCUUCACGUGCCGAGUCCCAACAAUGUGAGAGGCAGUGGAUUGGAGGAUGUUUAAAUAAGAGACACAAUUCUCCGGCAGGAGUUCAGAGGUCACUGUACAGGCCCGCGAAUAACUACAUGUCUGUAGUUGCGGUGAAGGCCAGUGGUUGUUGUUGAUAUUGACAUUGUUGUUGUUGUUGUUGCUAUCACCUUGGCAACUGUGUUCUGCCUUCAAGGGAUUUCAGCUGGCAACCUAUUUCCUGUAUAGUGCACUACUUAAUGACCACAUAGCUCCUAAAACAGUGCGCUUCGGAGGCAAGAGUGCACCAGUUGUGGACGCAGGCAUGGCUUAAUAGUUCACUUUAAUAAACCUUUGAAAUGAACCCUGGGCGUUGUCGGUUUACCCGUUGUAGUCACUGGUGUGUUAAUGUGGGUUUUCCGCAGAUGUGCAGAGGUUUAUAUUUCUCUUGUGCAGAAGUAUUUCACAGUUUACACUUCAAACGUCCUUUUAUCUGUGUUGCCAAGGCUGUGAAACCUGUACACAGUGACCGACACUUUUGCCUCUUAGUCGUGAUUUCGAACCAGUUUUAUUUUGCUAAGCUGAAUGGGCGGCUGUGGAUGAGAGAGUCUGGAUUCUCUUCCUCCGAGCGGGCCGUGACAGACGGUUGACCCGCUAAUGAGCCAAACCACCACGUCUUUGGUGUGAGAGUCCGUCUGUAGUUCCGAAACACCUCAGGUGAGACAGCCUGUCUCCCGCACAGCACCCUGGGUAAGAUUCCUUAUUACCCCUAUGACCUCUUUGACCCCCAUGAUCUCUACUGGGCCUAUGAGCCCAAAGAGUUUUACUGGUUGUUAUGGGACCAAGGUUACUGAGCUAUUGGUCACUACUUUUAUAAGAGGGGAGCAUAUAAUCCAGAUCAGGUUCAUCCUCAUUCCACUGCCUGAAUGCUGUCACACACUUAGGGAAUGUGGACAUGCUGUACUGGACUGCCAACACACACAGAUUAACUCACACUACCUGUCUCAUCACACAUGCGUACACACACACGCAAUCACAAACACACACAAGUACACACUCAUGCGCCCAACGCUGGUAAUCCAAAGUUAAUUCCUCCGCCCAAGCAAAUAUAGCGAGUGGCUGAGGGAUGAAAACAUGGAAGAAUAAGUAAACAGCGAUGGUUCAAAAUCCAGUGGGAUUUGCUGUUGCAUUUCCUCUCUCCUCCCUGCCUGGUGGGCACAUUCCAAUCCUCACAACAGCUUGGAGGUCUCCAAGGACCAAAAGCCCAUUUACCCACUCCUCCAGCUCAGCUCUGAGCUCAGAUUGGCUCAGUGGUUCCUGUUGGCACAGGGAUCAAAGUUAGGGGUUAGGGUCAUGCCCAGGGUUUAGGGUCAGGGAUUUGGGUCGGGCCUAGGCCCAGGGGUUAGGGUCAGACCCAGGGCCUGACAGCUGAGAGCGGUGCGGGUCGAGCCUGGCUUGGAUGUCUCAUAACUGGAGACCACUGUCUCAGUUUCAGCAGCCUUGUUCAGUGGCCCUCCCAGGGGUCGUCUUUGUGUUGGUUCUGUGGACUGUUCUGGUUGGUGAUGAGGAUCGCGUGGUUGUUUUCGUGUCGAGGUAGUUUGACCUGCACCACGAGGCUCCGGGUCGAGUCCCACACUCCUCUUGUGUGACAUCACCAAAAUUCUCUUGAACGAAAAUGUGAUGUUUUCAUGUCGGGGUAGGACCCCAGGUUCCCAUCCGAACAUGAUUUGAGUGCGGCGUUACAGGAUUUUAACCAGAGGAUACAUAGCAGGUCUCACUACUGAUCUCAGCAGGAGAUAGACCUCUCGUUAAGCUAUGGCCCAUCGGACCAGUUAUGUCGUGGAUCUCUGGGGGAUGGCUGGCCCAUUCGGCAUCAGAACCACACCUCACUGAUUGGCAGUGUCUGAAUCAGAUAAUGGAGGGAGUCUUUACAGAGACUAGUGUUGAAUUCCAUGUUGUUUUAAUGUGACCUCCACCAAGACCCCAUGACCCCCCCCCCC